AGACACGGCCAGAGCACUGAGAGAUAUCGGGUAUUGAUGUAACUGGAGUGAAUAAGGGAACCUUCUUCCUGAGCACAGACAUUGGAGCCUCUUAUCAGCAUGAACUCAUAUGUGUUAGACACGGCCAGAGCACUGAGAGAUAUCAGGUAUUGAUCUAACUGGAGUGAAUAAGGGAACCUUCUUCCUGAGCACAGACAUUGGAGCCUGUUAUCAGCAUGAACUCAUAUGUGUUAGACAAACACGUCAAUAUUUCAUAUCUAUCCUUCACUACAGUCUUAGACACCAAUGACUAUUCAAAAACUUUGGAUAUAUCACAGCAGAAAUUUAAAGGAGAUGGUGAAUUGGCAGGAACUGGGCAGAAAUCAUUAUGUACAGAGAGUAAUUUAGUAAUCAAACAAGAGGACAACAUUUAUGCCUUAUCUAGUGAAAUUAUUUUCCCUGAGGAUAAACCACACACAUUUACAGAGUUUUCAAAACAUAUUAAAGAAAGGAAAAGUCUACAGUCUUGCCAAAUGAUUCAUACAAAGGAGAAAAAAAUUCAAUGUACAGAGUGUGAGAAAAGCUUUAGAUGGAAGUCUCGUCUACUUGAACACUACAGAUUUCACACAUGUGAGAAGCCAUACACAUGUACUAAGUGCGGCAAAUGCUUUACACAAAUGAAUCAUCUGAAAAAUCAUAGAAGGAUUCACACAGGAGAAAAGCAUUUCACGUGCACAGAGUGUAAAAAAAGUUUUACAUAUAAGAGUGAUCUGAAAAGGCAUGAAAGGAUUCACACAGGGGAAAAACCUUUCACAUGUACAGAGUGUGGAACAAGUUUUACAGAACAGAGUACUCUGAAAACUCAUGAAAGGAUUCACACAGGAGAAAAGCCUUUCACAUGUACAGAGUGUGGAACAAGUUUUACACAAAAGAGUUAUCUGAAAACUCAUGAAAGGAUUCACACAGGGGAGAAGCCUUUCACAUGUACAGAGUGUGGAAAACUUUUUACACAAAAGAAUCAUCUGAAAACUCAUGAAAGGAUUCACACAGGGGAGAAGCGUUUCCCAUGUACAGAGUGUGGAAAAAGUUUUACACAAAUGAAUUGUCUGAAAACUCAUGAAAGGAUUCACAAGGGAAGAGACCUUUCACAUGUUUAGAAAGUGGAAAAAAGUUUUUUUUAUUGAAAUCAUGUAUCACAAAACACCAAAUAUUUACACACAAAUAAACUAUAUAAACACAGUGUACAAACCGUUUUACAAUUAUCGUAAAGAGGACAAAAUCUAUAAAUGGAAGCAUCAAAAUGGAUGUUAUUGUAAAUAAUACUUUAUAAAUCCCAGUUAUAAAAGCCCCAGAUUGGAAGUGUUCUUCUGCUGUCCUUUGUUCCUCUAUAUAUGUGCACCUCAGUUUCUCUCAUAUAAAUGUGAUAGAAUCCAAACACCACACAGGAAUAUACAGAUCUGUCCCCAUACUGACCAGUUUACACAACCAUUCACCACUAAAGCACCCCCAGUGUUGUUUAUUAAUAGCCAGUGUUAGGAGUUGUACAUUUGUUUUACAUAGGGGAGGAAAUAAUUACAUUUACAGAAUAAAGGAGUCUUUAUAUGAAUAGAGUGUUAGAGAAUUAUAUAAACAAGAACAUCAGUCUCAAAUGAUUGACAUCUGGGAGAUAUAUUUAUUGUGCACAUCAUGUGGAUAAACCUUUUCUUAUAGCAAUAGAUGCUUAGCAUUGUACAUGUUAUAUACCAGAGGAAUUACUGAGGGGAAACUGAUUUUAUUUCAUGAGACGCAAUAUCAGUAACCGGUACAUACGUGAUCAUAAUCAGUUUAAUUUAAAUGGCUACUAUAACCUACAUGUAUACUGGGUAUGUAAUAUGUGUGUCAUGUUCUGUAACUUGAUAUUAUGUCUGUUAGAUGUUUUCAUGUUAGUUAGAAGCCACAAGAACUGAUAAUAGCACAUACUAUAUAUUUAAACGGAACAUUAUAUGUCUGAUAAAUCCCUUUGUAUCAAGAGCACAAGUGUUAGGUAUAUUUAUACCAUUGUGUGCAUAUAUCAUGUAAUGCUGCUUUUUACUAUAUAAUGAUAUACAAUGUUUUUUUUCAUGCAAAUAAAAAGUGAUUGUAAGCCA
Bombina bombina (fire-bellied toad) is the source of this 2105-nucleotide messenger RNA. Its product is annotated as gastrula zinc finger protein XlCGF7.1-like. Bases 216 to 1136 code for a protein of 306 amino acids. Gene Ontology annotation, molecular function: RNA polymerase II cis-regulatory region sequence-specific DNA binding; DNA-binding transcription factor activity. The transcript is spliced from 3 exons. NCBI's taxonomy places the organism in Eukaryota, Metazoa, Chordata, Amphibia, Anura, Bombinatoridae. The record is from RefSeq and is a predicted model, not a curated record. Gene Ontology annotation, biological process: regulation of transcription by RNA polymerase II.